This is a messenger RNA of Macrosiphum euphorbiae (potato aphid), 411 nucleotides long. The record is from the annotation of a GenBank genome assembly. NCBI's taxonomy places the organism in Eukaryota, Metazoa, Arthropoda, Insecta, Hemiptera, Aphididae.
AUGUUCAUGAAUACACUUGGUAUAUCAAGCAGAGUUAUAUUUACUACAACCCAAAAGAUGUGUGAUGUCAUAUUAGAAGUAGACAAACGUGGCAAGCAUGGUAAACAUGGACUUGCAAUAAGUUUAGAAGUGAAAGAUAACAUAAGAUCACACAUAACUUCCUUUCCUGCAAUUGAAUCUCAUUACUGCAGGUCAGCAACAUCAAAAAAGUUCAUUGAUGGGAGUUUGAAUAUAAGUCUUAUGUAUAAACUUUAUGUUGAAUAUUGUAUAAAUCAAAAUUUAGUUAUGGCAAAAAACAUAUCUAUGAAACAAUUUUUAAUGAAGAAUUCAAUAUUUCUUUUCAUUCCCCCAAAAAAGACCUUUGCAUGUGCUGUGAAUCAUAUAAAAACAAAAGUGGUGAUGACAAGUUGA